AUAUAAAAAGAAAAACCUCCCAGCGCAGUGCCUGGCUUUACCCAGCUUCUGGCUAUGCCCUCAUACUCUCAUAGAUCAUUUAGGAAGGUAAAGUCUAUUUUCGGAUCCUGGGGAAAUAUAAUCGAUUGCAGGAGCUGGCUAAACUGGCUGCUUUGCCAGCAAUCUUCUGUCUAUCCAUACUCGACCGCGGUGGUGAGUGGAAGCGCUAUACUUUCUAUUUUCAAACUACCGCUAUAUUUUCUUCCCUCGCUGAAGCAUCCGCUAUCGGCUGUCAUAACAGUGGAGGACGUUGGGCACGGGUAGUACACCUCGAUUAAUCACCAGCUCUGGAUUUAACCGGAAUGACCAGAGGUGUCGAUCGAUGACGAAGCAUUGUCUCCCAUAUGUCUGAUGUGUGUCAUUAUGGGCAUCUGAAGUGUUUUGCCGCUUGUUUUGUAGUCACGCGCCAUUUGACUCACGUGUAUUGAACCUGCCUGCAACUAUGAUCAGAACAUCAACUGCAUAAUAUUGGAUGAAACUGGAACACAAUAAUGACACGGAUUCGCUCUCAGUAACACACAAAGGCCGAGCGAUUAAUAUAGGUUGACAGAGACACGAUGGAGGAAAUGAGGCCACAAAUAGAUGCAACUAAUUUGAAGCUCAGUCGAAUCGGUGACAUGUCAUGACCAAAGCUCUGAAAGGAGCACAAGAUAUUUUACACGAGUCACGUUGCGACAUUUUUUUUUAAGAAGGGAAGAUAUUCUCAAAGACAUUUUUUCUACCACCAAGGUCAAGGAAGACUAGCUUACCGACAUGCCCGUGUCGACGAACUACCGUUUGAUCACGCCCAGCACCACGGACGAGAACCUGCCGAGAAUGGCCGAUCCGCUCUCGGCGGGGGAAGGCACGUGCGAGACCCUUCACCCCCGGGAACGCAGCAAGCAAAUUGACCGCUAUCUUAAGAGAGAAAGCACCCGCUUCAAGCAUUACAUGAGAAAGACGAUGCGACUCCUGUUAGUAGGCGCAGGCGAAUCUGGUAAGAGUACCAUUGUCAAACAGAUGAAGAUCCUACAUAAAGGCGGAUACAAUGAGAGUGAAAGACGAGAAUUCACUCCCAUUAUCUUGGAAAAUGUUCGAGAAUGUAUCAUGAGUCUGGUCGAAGCGAUGCCUCGUCUUCAUCCGCCUGUAGAGCUUAAAGAUCCUGAGCUGAUGCCGUCCUUAGAGUACAUCCGGGCAUGUGAACCUAAGUGCGAAGUAACGCCUGAAUUCCUAAGCAAUACACAGCGGCUAUGGGAAGACGAUGGAGUGCAGGACUGUUUUUCACGUGCAAACGAGUUCCAACUCUUAGAUAGUGCCAAUUACUUUCUAGACAAGAUUGAGUUCAUCAUGGAUCCGGACUUUAUACCGUCAGAUCAGGACAUUGUGAGAACGAGAAAGAUGACUACAGGGGUGGUGGAAACCUGGUUUGAUAUCAACAAUGUCACAUUUCAUAUGUUAGAUGUAGGAGGACAGAGAGACGAACGGAAAAAGUGGAUUCAAUGUUUUUCAGAUAUAACUGCCUUAAUCUUCGUCGUUGCCUGUAGUGGAUUCGAUCUUCAACUGCGAGAAGAUGAUUCCAAGAACAGGCUUGCAGAAUCGCUAUCCCUCUACGAAAGAUUAUGGAAGAACAGGUUUUUGAAGGAGACCUCUGUCAUCGUCUUUCUGAAUAAACAAGAUAUCUUAGCAGAUAAGAUCCGAAGUGGAAGAACCAAGAUGCAGUACUACUUCCCAGAAUACGAUGACUAUACACCCCCACCCACGAUCGAGCCGGCUGAAGAGCAAUGCUGCUGUUUUGUGACACGGUCCAUGCAAGAGAGACAGAGGAGAAAAGAAUCAACUUUUCCCGAACUCGGCAUGAUCCAAAGUCGGGAGUUCUUCAAAGUCAAGAGCUUCAUCAAAGACAAAUUCACAGAGUUGAGUACCGUUCAAAAUACGGCAAUCAAGUUCCGUAAGUGCUGUUAUCCCCACUACACAUGCGCAGUAGACACAGAGAAUAUUAAGAAAGUCUUCCACUACUGCGAGGAUAUCAUUCAGAGGGAGAAUCUCAAAAAAUAUGAACUACUUUAAUAGCAAACUAACGUUUAGCUGUAACGGCAAAAGGACGUUAAGCUUUAGCAGCAAAGGGAUGCUUAGUACCAUUGGCAGAAGGGUGUUCAACUUCAACAGUAAACAGUAAAGAACAUUCAACGUCGAUUGCAAAAAAGGAUGUUUAACUUCAAUGGUAAAAUGACGUUCCCUUUCAUUAGAAAAGGACGUUCAAACUUCAAAGGCAAAAUGACGUUCAUCUUCAACGGCAAACAACCAUUUAACUUGAACGGCAUAAGGAGUUCAGGUUUAAUGGCAACAUGACGUCCAGGUUCAUAGGCAAAAGGACGUUCAGCUUUAAUGACUAAAUGACGCUCAACUUCAACGACAAUGCAACGUUUAGCUUCAACGGCCAAAACACAUUCAAAUUCAACUGCACGAGGAAGUUUACUUUCAAUGGCAGAAGGACGUUCAGCUUUACCAGCAAAAUGAGGCUCGAUUUCAAAUGCCCAAAAUAAUACGUGCAACCUUAACGGCCAAACGUCGCUCAUCUGAGGUUUACCAGAUCAUGAUACAAACGUACAGGUUCAGAUGGAGGACUUUGUAAAUUGGAGGGAAAAGAUUUCUGAAAUAAGUAAAAAAGGGGAAAUACGUAUGGAAUACCACAUUUUCACUUGUUCAUUUGUUAAAAAAGACUUCUCUUGAAAAAGAAAA
This is a messenger RNA of Strongylocentrotus purpuratus (purple sea urchin), 2757 nucleotides long. Its product is annotated as guanine nucleotide-binding protein G(s) subunit alpha. The record is from RefSeq and is a predicted model, not a curated record. Bases 793 to 2085 code for a protein of 430 amino acids. Lineage: Eukaryota; Metazoa; Echinodermata; Echinoidea; Camarodonta; Strongylocentrotidae. The transcript has 14 exons. Gene Ontology annotation, cellular component: heterotrimeric G-protein complex. Gene Ontology annotation, biological process: sensory perception of chemical stimulus; adenylate cyclase-activating dopamine receptor signaling pathway. Gene Ontology annotation, molecular function: GTPase activity; GTP binding; G protein-coupled receptor binding.